Anoplophora glabripennis (Asian longhorned beetle) is the source of this 1428-nucleotide messenger RNA. Its product is annotated as TWiK family of potassium channels protein 7-like. Gene Ontology annotation, molecular function: potassium ion leak channel activity. The transcript has 6 exons. Bases 1 to 1401 code for a protein of 466 amino acids. Gene Ontology annotation, cellular component: membrane. NCBI's taxonomy places the organism in Eukaryota, Metazoa, Arthropoda, Insecta, Coleoptera, Cerambycidae. Gene Ontology annotation, biological process: stabilization of membrane potential; potassium ion transmembrane transport. The record is from RefSeq and is a predicted model, not a curated record.
AUGGAGAAGGACUCAGGGCAUUUCUGUUACGACCCCUACCCCACGGUGUCCAAGCAGAACACCAACAGCCUGAAGAGGGACGCGGAGAAGGCGAAGAAGGACGAGACGUCGUGCUGCUGCUUCGGCAAGAAGGCCAAGAAGAGGAGCAGGGCGUUCUUAGCCGGUUUAGCCACGAAUCUGGGUAUUUGUGUGCUCCUCUUCGGCUACACCCUCAUAGGCUCCGUGAUUUUCGUAGCUAUAGAGGGGGGCAACACCUACCAACACCAGAUCUUGGCCACCACGUCCCUCUCGACCAAUCUGAACAGCAACAGUAAGAAACACUUGAACCGCACUGCGGAACUGAAGGCCAAAGCGGACGAGGCCAGGGUGAAGACCGUGGAGAAUAUCUGGGAGAUCACCGUCAGCCUCAACAUCCUAUACAGGGAUAACUGGACCAGAUUGGCGGCGCAGGAGAUUACCAGGUUCCAGGACGAGUUGGUCAAGUCAAUGGCGGAGGAAAUGGCCCUGCAGCAGCCCCUUCAGGUCACCAAGGUGGGGGCAAAGCACGCCAAUGAAAACUACGAGUGGAGCUUCGCCAAGGCUUUUUUGUAUUCGCUGACUGUGCUGACCACUAUCGGUUAUGGCAGUAUAGCCCCCAAAACGGCCCUGGGGAAGGCGGUCACCAUGGGCUACGCCAUGCUGGGCAUCCCCCUCACUCUCCUCUACCUGUCCAGCGUGGGCAGCAUCCUCAGCAGGGUAGCCAGAGGGGUGUUCUCUAGGGCGUUGUGCUGCUGCCUGUGCUCCAACUGCGGUUACUGUUGUUACGACGAGAAGAGGAUGGCCGAGAAGGAGAAGAGGAUGAAGAAGAAGAGGCAACAGAUGGAACUGCAGCAGCAGCUUGGUCUCCAAGAGCCUUUCUACGUGCGCUCCAACUCCAACUACAGCAACAACCUGCACUCGCCGUGCAGGGACGGCGCCUCCGCCAAGGAGCUAGACAGCCUCAGCGGCACCGACAACGAAUCCAAGAGCUCCAUGCACGGCUGGUCCAUCCUAGCGCCCAUCCUGCUCUGCCUCUGCAUCAUGUUCUUGUACAUCUGCCUGGGGACGUUCGCCCUCUACAAACUGGAAGACUGGUCCCUUCUGGACGGCUUCUACUUCUGCUUCAUGAGCCUCACCACCAUAGGAUUCGGUGAUAUGGUGCCCGGGUCCGACCCCUUCCUCCACUACGAGUCCAACGCCACCAUAUGGUUCUGCUCCAUCUACAUCAUGUCCGGCAUGGCGCUCACCGCCAUGUGCUUCAAUGUGGUCCACGACGAAAUCGUCCAUAGAUUAAAGCACCAGGAGAAGACCAUCCCCAAGCUCAACUCCACCAGCUUCCCCGACGACCUGAACGUCAGCGACCCCUACAAUAUGACCUCAUGACAGUUCAACCCGCAGAAAAACAGCACC